AAUCUGUUUUUUUUUAUUAUUAUUAUUACUCUUUUACUUUUCAUUCACGUAUAUAUAAAUAAAAUCUCAAUUAUAUCUCUAUAUAAGAAGAAAAAGAUAAAUAAUUUUUUAAAACGAGUAUUCACCGCCCAAUAAAAUUUAGUUUUUCUAUUAGUCUUGUCUUUUGACAUGGUACUUUAGUCUUUUCCUUUUAGUUUUUUUUUUGGUUCGAGUCUUGUCUUUUGACAUAGGUUGUGUAACUCAAAAUUAUCGUGGUGUUAUGGUAGAAGCAUUCAAAAAGGAGAAGAUUGGAUGUGUUCAACCCAAAAUUGCUGAGAUAAUAGGUAUUGAAGAAACAUUGAAUUGGAUUGCAACUCAUUCGUGGGAUAGAGUCAUGUUAAAAACAGAUAGCUUGAUGUGUGUCCAAGCGGUUCAGAGCGGUAUUUUAUGCCUUUACAAUUUGUGUUUUGUAAAACAAUCUGCAAAUAAGUUGGCUCAUUGCUUGGCAAAAAAUUCUUAUUUCUUUACAGGUCGUGUACUUCAGUUGGAGGAUUAUUCCUCUGAAGUGCGUUCUAUUAUUUUGAACGAAUUUAUUAAUUUAUAGAUCUUAUUAUACAUACACAAAAACUCGUCCUCAUUUGGCAGACAUAGAUUAAUCUCAUUAUAUAUUUAAUACAAUAUAAUUGGUACAAACAAGCCACAAAAUAAACAUAUAUGUACAAUUCACUUCAUCAAAUUUUAUAUUAGAGCCUCUACAUACUCAAAUUUUAUAGGUAGCAAAUAAUAAUGUGUGGAUGUGUUUGGAUCAAAGGUGGUGGACUCAGUCUCUCAUUCCUCCUCAACUCUCUCAAUUAUACCGAAUCUCAUUCUCUCUAUAAUAAUAACCCCAACAUUAUUUAAUCCAAAUCACUUUAUUACUAUUCAUUUAUUCUCUAUAAUCAGAUACAAUGCAUUCUCCAUCUCCUAUUAUCAAGAGCUCUCUUAUUGAGCCCGAUGGGGGUGAGCUUGUAAAUCUUGUGGUCCCUGAGAUUGAAAGGGCUUCAAGGGUCCUAGAAGCUCAGGCUCUACCCAAGGUGAGUCUCACUAAGAUUGAUUUGGAAUGGGCUCAUGUGAUCAGUGAAGGAUGGGCUAGCCCAUUAAAGGGUUUCAUGAGAGAAAAUGAGUAUUUACAAAGCUUGCAUUUCAAUUCACUUAAAACCACCAAAAAUGGGUCAUCAAUAGUGGUGAAUAUGUCACUUCCUAUUGUGUUAGCCAUUGAUGAUGAGACAAAAGAGAGAAUUGGGUGUUCCACCCAUGUGGGGUUAUUAAGUCCCAACAAGGUUUUGAUUGGUAUACUUAGAGGAAUUGAGAUAUACAAGCAUAACAAAGAAGAGAGAAUAGCAAGAACAUGGGGGACCACAGUUGAUGGAUUGCCAUAUGUUGAUGAGGCUAUUAGUAAAGGUGGAAAUUGGCUUAUUGGUGGAGAUUUAGAAGUGUUUGAGCCCAUAAAAUACAAUGAUGGGCUUGAUGAUUACAGAUUGUCUCCUCAAGAAUUGAGGAAUGAAUUUGAGAGGCGUGAGGCUGAUGCAGUGUUUGCUUUUCAAUUAAGGAAUCCUGUUCAUAAUGGACAUGCUCUGUUAAUGAAUGACACAAGAAGAAGCCUAUUGGAAAUGGGGUACAAUAACCCAAUCUUAUUGCUUCAUCCUUUGGGAGGUUUCACUAAGGUUGAUGAUGUGCCACUUCAUGUUCGAAUGGAACAACAUACCAAGGUAUUGGAAGAUGGAAUUCUUGAUCCCAAAACGACAAUAGUGGCUAUAUUUCCAUCUCCCAUGCAUUAUGCAGGUCCCACAGAAGUUCAAUGGCAUGCAAAAGCAAGAAUAAAUGGUGGAGCUAAUUUUUACAUUGUGGGCAGAGAUCCAGCUGGUAUGCCUCACCCAACACAAAACAGAGACUUGUAUGAUCCUGAUCAUGGUAAGAAACUCCUAAGCAUGGCUCCUGGACUUGACAAACUACAUAUAUUGCCAUUCAGAGUGGCAGCAUAUGAUAUUGUGCAUAAGAAAAUGGCUUUUUUCGACCCUUCAAGGGCUAAAGAAUUUGAGUUUAUCUCUGGAACAAAGAUGAGGAGUUAUGCCAAGAAUGGUGAGAACCCACCAGAGGGUUUUAUGUCCCCUAGUGGAUGGGGUGUUCUUGCCAAUUAUUACCAAACAUUGCAAACUGAAGAUUGUUAACUAAGCCUUGAAAGUACUAGAAAAUGUGAGUUGAUCAAGGGAAAUUUGAUUAAUUCAUACUUACAUUAUUAGGUUCUUUCUCUCUUUUUCUCUCUCCCCACUGUAUCCCUCCCAUCCUUUUUCUUUCUUUCUCUCUUAUGAUAUUAGUUGAGGAAUGAUUAAAGAAAGUUUGAAGAUUAAAACCAAGCAUUUUGGUUCAUUUUGAAGAAAAUAAAUGGGUGGUAAUUUUUCUUAAA
This is a messenger RNA of Cannabis sativa, 2422 nucleotides long. Its product is annotated as ATP sulfurylase 2. NCBI's taxonomy places the organism in Eukaryota, Viridiplantae, Streptophyta, Magnoliopsida, Rosales, Cannabaceae. The coding region runs from base 927 to 2186 and encodes 419 amino acids. The record is from RefSeq and is a predicted model, not a curated record. Gene Ontology annotation, biological process: sulfate assimilation. The transcript has 2 exons. Gene Ontology annotation, molecular function: sulfate adenylyltransferase (ATP) activity; adenylylsulfate kinase activity.